Morus notabilis is the source of this 3182-nucleotide messenger RNA. Its product is annotated as gamma-tubulin complex component 3. The coding region runs from base 114 to 2684 and encodes 856 amino acids. The transcript has 3 exons. Gene Ontology annotation, cellular component: equatorial microtubule organizing center; gamma-tubulin small complex; centrosome. The record is from RefSeq and is a predicted model, not a curated record. Gene Ontology annotation, molecular function: gamma-tubulin binding; microtubule minus-end binding. Gene Ontology annotation, biological process: cytoplasmic microtubule organization; microtubule nucleation; meiotic cell cycle. NCBI's taxonomy places the organism in Eukaryota, Viridiplantae, Streptophyta, Magnoliopsida, Rosales, Moraceae.
AAAACCUCCACAGUUACACAAAUCGCCUCUUCUUUCCCUUUUCAAAAACUCUCUCUCUCUCUCACUUACUCAACCCACUCUUUCCAACUCCCAAUACUCCCAAGCGACCAACAAUGGAGGACGAAGAUCAGCAGAAAAUUGCAGAUCUGAUCAAAGAGCUCGUCCUUCGUUUACUCUCCCAAAACCCCACUUCCGAUUCCCAGCCCCUUAACCCCAAAUCCCCUUCUUUCCACAAACACCUCCGCUAUGCCCUCCGCAUUCUCUCGGCCCGAUUAUGUCCCUCAAUCGCCCCCGACUCGGCCGCCAUUGCUGAGUCAAUCAAGCGCCGACUCGUCACCAAAGGUAAGUCCUCUCAGGCCCUCACUUUUUCCGAGCUUUACACCAAAUUCGCUUCCAAAACCGGCCCCGGAAGCGUCAACAACAAAUGGGCAGUUCUCCAUUUGCUCGAUAUCGUAUCCGAGGACCGGAAGAACGCCGGGGCGCAGUUGGGUUCGCCGCUGUUGUUGCUACCCAAUUUGUCGCUAAACGACGCCGAAUCGGGCGACGGCGAUUCGAGGGUUUUGCGCCGUGGAGGGAGUAAGGAGAAGGGUUGGAACAAUGGGGUCUUGGUGGUAGCCAGUGACUCCGGGAAUUUCCGCGAUAUCGCGUUUAGGGAGUUUGCGAAUUUCGUUAAGGAAGAAAAUGAGGUUUCUGAGGAGAUUUUGGUGAGGGAAGUUUUAUAUGCUUGUCAAGGAAUUGAUGGGAAGUAUGUGAAAUUUGAUGCUGGUUCCGAUGGGUAUGUUUUGUCGGAUUCGAUUAAGGUUCCGAGAGCUACGAGGACAAUGGUUCGAAAACUUUGCGAAUUAGGUUGGUUGUUUAGGAAGGUUAAAGGGUAUAUUUGGGACAGUAUGGAUCGGUUUCCCGCUGAGGAUGUGGGGACCGUUGGACAGGCCUUUUGCGCCGCAUUGCAAGAUGAGCUUUCAGAUUACUAUAAGUUGUUGGCUGUGCUUGAGGCGCAGUCGAUGAAUCGAAUUCCUUUGAUCUCGGAGUCUGUGAAUUCGGGGAAUUAUCUGUCUUUGAGGAGGUUGUCUGUUUGGAUUGCUGAGCCAAUGGUGAAGAUGAGGUUGAUGGCGGUUUUAGUGGAUAAGUGUAAGGUUUUGAAAGGUGGGGCAAUGGCGGGGGCGAUUCAUUUGCACGCGCAACAUGGUGAUCCGAUGGUACAGGAGUUCAUGAGGCGUUUGUUGAGGCGGGUUUGCUCUCCGCUCUUCGAAAUGGUGAGGAGUUGGGUUUUGGAAGGGGAGUUGGAAGAUAUUUUUGCAGAGUUUUUCGUUGUCGGCCAGCCAGUGAAAGCCGAGUCUCUUUGGAGGGAAGGUUACAUGCUUCAUCCCGGGAUGCUUCCUUCCUUUAUUUCACAAUCUCUUGCCCAACGCAUCUUAAGGACUGGCAAGUCAAUAAACUUCCUACGUGUCUGUUGCGACGAUCGUGGCUGGGCUGAUGCUGCCACAGAAGCUGCCGCUGCUGCUGGGACCUCGACGAGUAGAGGGGGUCUAGGAUAUGGCAAAACCGAUGCUCUUGAAUCCUUGGUUGAUGAAGCAGCAAAGAGAAUUGAUGAGCAUUUGUUGGAUGUUAUGUACAACCGGUAUAAAUUCAAAGAACAUUGCCUUGCCAUAAAGCGGUAUUUGCUACUUGGACAAGGCGAUUUUGUUCAGUACCUGAUGGACAUUGUUGGACCACAACUUUCUGAGCCUGCAAAUACAAUAAGCUCAUUCCAGCUUGCCGGGUUGCUGGAAACUGCAAUCCGAGCAUCUAAUGCUCAGUACGAUGAUCCUGAUAUACUGGAUAGAUUGAGGGUGAAGAUGAUGCCACAUGGAACUGGAGAUAGGGGCUGGGACGUGUUUUCAUUAGAGUAUGAUGCAAGAGUUCCUUUAGAUACUGUGUUUACGGAGUCUGUCAUGGCAAAAUAUUUAAGAAUAUUUAAUUUCUUGUGGAAGCUUAGACGCGUAGAGCACGCUCUUAUUGGUGCUUGGAAGACUAUGAAACCGAAUUGUAUCACUUCAAAUUCGUUCACCAAGCUGCAGCAGGCAGUUAAGUUGCAGUUGGUUUCGACUUUGCGGCGCUGCCAAGUGCUUUGGGAUGAGAUGAACCAUUUUGUCACCAACUUGCAGUAUUAUAUCAUGUUUGAGGUGUUGGAGUUCUCGUGGUCUAAUUUAUCGAAUGAAAUGGAGGUAGCCAAGGAUCUUGAUGAUCUGCUUGCUGCUCAUGAAAGGUACCUCAAUUCAAUUGUGGAGAAAUCUCUUCUCGGAGAACGUUCGCAAACGCUUUAUAAGUCUCUAUUUGUCUUAUUUGAUCUUAUAUUGCGAUUCCGAAGUCAUGCUGAUAGGUUAUAUGAAGGGAUUCAUGAGUUGCAAGCAAGAUCCGAAUCCUCUUUACCCUCUCAAGAUAAGAGUAAAUCACGGAAGCAAAUGAAAGAUAGAUCUUCAGAGCCUGGAUCCUGGUUUAGUGAAGGCAGGAAGGCCCUCACUCAACGCACCAACGAAUUUCUUCGGAACAUGGGGCAGGAUCUGGACUCAAUAUCAAAAGAAUAUUCGUCGUUACUUGAGAAUUUCAUUUCACAAUUGCCUGAGCAGCAACAUGUUGAUUUGAAAUUCCUCUUGUUCCGGCUUGACUUCACCGAAUUCUACAGCCGGCAGCAUCCCAGUAGCUAGCGGAUUGAAAGGAUGUCAAAUUGUUGACAAGUUUGGACAUGAACGCGGGAAAUUCAAAUCCGCAAUCGCCACUGCUCGUCCGGCUCUAUGAUUAACCAAUUUGUGUGCUGACAUCAAUGACCAGCUAGUUCAUUUUUAAUUGCUCGGCUUUAGGCAGUGUUUGAUUCUUUCUGGUGUCCUGUGUGAAAGUUCAAUUGACAUAAAGGUACAUUUAUACCUUUAUAUCAGGGUUUGGAGUGUCAUUGUAUACACGUGUGGUAACUGAGGUUCUAAUGAUUUGAUGUUGAUUUCUUGCGGCUUUGCAAGCUGUCCGUUUAGAGCUAGUAUAUAUUGUACAAUAGUUCUAUAUCGGAUGAAUUGUAAGGAAAAUGUGUGGCAUCUAAUCUUUUUUUGCAAUCUUUUGAGUUUCUUUUUCAAUUCCAUUGUUUGUUGUAAUUUGGCAGUCGAUUAAAUUGUAAACUUUUUUGGCUGAAGGAAGUAAUUCUGAAUUGUUCUUUA